Drosophila guanche is the source of this 2514-nucleotide messenger RNA. RefSeq names its product DNA repair protein complementing XP-C cells homolog. Gene Ontology annotation, molecular function: damaged DNA binding; single-stranded DNA binding. The record is from RefSeq and is a predicted model, not a curated record. NCBI's taxonomy places the organism in Eukaryota, Metazoa, Arthropoda, Insecta, Diptera, Drosophilidae. The transcript has 4 exons. Bases 1 to 2514 code for a protein of 837 amino acids. Gene Ontology annotation, biological process: nucleotide-excision repair; mismatch repair. Gene Ontology annotation, cellular component: nucleotide-excision repair factor 2 complex; XPC complex; nucleus.
AUGUCGCGCAGCAUGGUAUACAAUCGGCUGCUGGGCGACUCCGAGCUAAUGGCAGGGGCUCUAAAGCUGCUACCAAGCAAGAAGGCCUACCCAACGGAGCGGGGCACAGAGUUGAAGUAUCUUCAAUCUUUUGUCACCUGGUUCAAAACUGCAGUCAAACUUCUGAGCCCCCACUUGUAUCCCGAGCAAACAGAGGGUACCAAGCAGGGCAUUAUCAAGGAAAUACUAUCUCAAAUCAGACGCAAGGAAGCUCGAUGCAAGCAGGAUCUUAUAUUCAUAUUUGUUAUACUUGCAAGAGGAAUGGGCAUGCACUGCCGGCUGAUCGUGAAUCUGCAGCCAAUGCCGAUGCGUCCCGCAGCCAGUGACCUAAUUCCGAUCAAGCUGAAAUCAAAUGAAAAAAAUAAGAGUCAAGGUCAGAAUCAGACGGUAGAUUCCGAUGAUAAGAGCGACGACUCCACAGGUGAAACGAUGGAGCGCAAAGCUGCUCCGGUGAUAAAUAGUAGCAAGCCACAGCUAUGCCCCUUAACCGAACCUAAAAAGCCCAGUCCCAGCUCACACAGUUUAAGAAGUGUUAAGAAGGAGAGCGAUACAGCUAAUCCGACUAAAAAAGAGUCUGAAGACAUCAAGACAAGAUGUAGUUCUAGGAAUGUCAAGGAGCAACGAGAGCGGACACUAAAUUCUAGCUUGGUCGAAAACGAAAGCCCACCUAAAAGUGGCCACAAAGCGUAUCCAAAGUCCGUAGAAUGUGGCUCCGAGGAAAAGCCAAGUACUUCGAAAGCAGCCAGGCCGCAGAUUUCGGCUCUAAAGCGUGGCGGACCGGUUACAGAAAUCACGGGCACAGACGAGAGCAAGAAAGCCAGGUUGGCUCCUCUAAAUGUGUCCUCCCCAAUAGCAGGACGUACGCUCAAAGCUGCUGAUAAGCCAAAACCGGCUGCUCUGCAAAAUAACAUAUCGGGGACUCCACCGAAAAUCGGAUCGCCCGUCGUUCCCAAGCUGGUGUUUUCGAAAUCCAAACUGCAGAAUGCCAAGCACAGUGACGCGGAGAACGCAAAUCCCACAGAGAAGCCGCAGCAUCAGAAACAGCUAAGUGCGCGAGACACACGCUCGCGUAGCAAGUCUCCAAAGGUCCACAUUUCGCCCAAUUUUUUAACGGGCAAGUCUGGCGCUGUAAGAGCAGAAAGAACAACGAGUCAAACGCGGAGGAAGGGCCAAGAGGCUGAGGCUACAACAUCUGAUGGACGGCAGCUUCGGACUCGCCAGCAGAAGAUCGCAAAACUUACCAUACCUCAGUUAGAUGGCACCGACGACCUGCCAGUGGCCAAAAAGCGACUUAAGCUGGAAAAGCUGCAUAAGCCGCAAGAUUCCGACGAAGUAUUUGAGCCAGCCAGGCCGGUGAAAAAGGCGCCGAUCCUGCCCAAGGCAAUGGAAAAGUUGCGCAAGGACAGGCGAGUCAUGUCCACAGAUGAUGAGAGCGGAUCGAAAGGCAAGCAGAGGCUUGACUCAGCUGACAUGUGGGUGGAGGUCUGGUCCGAGGUGGAAGAACAGUGGAUCUGCAUUGACUUGUUCAAGGGAAAGCUGCACUGCGUAGACACAAUAAGGAAAAACGCCUCUCCAGGCCUGGCCUAUGUAUUUGCUUUCCAGGAUGAUCAGAGUCUGAAGGAUGUAACCGCUCGCUACUGUGCCAAUUGGAGCUCCACCGUUCGUAAGGCACGUGUUGAAAAGGCCUGGAUCGAUGAAACCAUCGCUCCGUAUCUGGGUCGUCGCACCAAAAGAGAUAUUUGCGAGGAUGAGCAGCUAAGGCGAAUACACACGGAGAAACCCCUUCCCAAGUCUAUAGCCGAAUUUAAAGACCAUCCGCUGUAUGUUCUCGAGCGGCACCUUCUCAAGUUCCAAGGCCUCUAUCCAGCAGAUGCGCCAACUCUUGGUUUUAUCAAGGGGGAAGCUGUCUACUCAAGAGAUUGUGUGCACCUUCUGCACUCUCGAGAUAUUUGGCUGAAGAGCGCCCGCGUUGUGAAGCUGGGUGAGCAGCCCUACAAGACUGUCAAGGCGCGUCCUAAGUGGGAUAAGCUAACACGCUCUGUUAUUAAAGACCAACCCCUUGAGAUAUUUGGGUACUGGCAAACGCAAGAGUACGAACCUCCCACUGCGGAGAACGGCAUUGUUCCACGCAAUGCCUACGGCAAUGUCGAGCUAUUCAAAGCCUGCAUGCUUCCUAAGAAGACGGUGCACCUGAGGCUGCCGGGACUGAUGCGCGUUUGCAAGAAGUUGAGCAUAGACUGUGCAAAUGCAGUGGUCGGCUUUGAUUUCCAUCAGGGCGCUUGUCACCCCAUGUACGAUGGCUUUAUUAUCUGCGAAGAGUUCCGGGAAGUGGUAUGUGCGGCUUGGGAAGAGGAUCAGCAGGAGCAGGCGCGCAAAGAGCAGGAAAAGUAUGAGACCCGAGUCUUCGGCAAUUGGAAGAAGCUCAUCAAGGGUCUGAUCAUUCGCGAACGGCUCAAAAGGAAAUACAAUUUUUAA